Cannabis sativa is the source of this 533-nucleotide messenger RNA. RefSeq lists its product as uncharacterized. The transcript is spliced from 2 exons. The record is from RefSeq and is a predicted model, not a curated record. Lineage: Eukaryota; Viridiplantae; Streptophyta; Magnoliopsida; Rosales; Cannabaceae. Bases 109 to 450 code for a protein of 113 amino acids.
CUCUUCACAAUCACAACUCCAUUUUCACUCUUCUUUUUGUUCUUCAAUUUUUUUUUCAACUCCCAUCAACCGUUUUCUCUCUUUUUAUUUUUCUCUUAAUAUAUAAAUAUGGUUGUAACUUAUUCUUCAUCAACUCCUUCCCUUGUUCAAAAAAAAAUUUCUAAAAUGGAGUUGAAAUCUUUAGCUAAUAGAAACAAGGGUAAACGACAUGUUGUUGAGGAUGAUGACUCUAAUUUUGCUCCAUUGUCGAAACGUGGGCGAGCUCUUCCAAAGAAGAAAUCAAAGGUGGCAGCCCAUGAAAAAAUUCCUCAAGAUGAUGCUAAAAAAAAUGAUCAAGAUGGAGUUGGUCUUCAGUAUAAGUUGUUUUGCGGUUUUGAAACGAUCAAGGUAUGUCAGCUUCAUUGUUCGCUCCGUGCAGCUAAAGGUUUAGUGCAUGUGGUAUUUUUGUAAAUAUUUGUAUGUGGACUGUAUAAAUGUUUAAUGGGCCGGCCCAUAGUAUUUUUGUAAUUUUUUUUCCUUUUUUGUAUUUUUCU